Messenger RNA from Myodes glareolus (Bank vole), 3626 nucleotides. It is a transcript of the gene Magee1, whose product is annotated as MAGE family member E1. The record is from RefSeq and is a predicted model, not a curated record. NCBI's taxonomy places the organism in Eukaryota, Metazoa, Chordata, Mammalia, Rodentia, Cricetidae. Gene Ontology annotation, cellular component: nucleus. Gene Ontology annotation, biological process: negative regulation of transcription by RNA polymerase II.
GCGGGGUGUGAGAGCCGAGUAUUCUGAGUCUAGCGUUCACCGUUAGCUAGAACCUUCCUUCUUUCCCACCAUCUCUAAUUUCGGCUCCUGUGACUUGCUUGGAACUUUGGUUCUGGCAACAGCAGCAGCAUUACUUGCUAGUGGCAGCUCUGUGCAGGGGCGCCUACACACCUCGCGUCCUCUUCUGCGAGACCGCGGGCCUGUCGGUGUCAGCUUCCACACGCAGGUCGCCAGGACCAUGUCGCUGGUAAGCCAGAAUUCGCGCCGCCGCCGCGGUGGCAGGGCAAAUGCGCGCAACAGCAGCGGGAAAGGUCUCCCUGCUGCUGUGCCAGGCCCAGACGUCCCUCAGGAUCCAAGCGAUCCUCAGAUCCUCCAGGGCCACUGCGCCUCUAAGGGCCCAGGCACCUCCGGGCUACCCAUCCCCCGGGAGGGCCCAAGCACCUCUGUGCUACCCACCGCCUCAGAGGGCUCAAGCGCCUCCGGGCAGCUCAUCAUCUCUAAGGGCCCGAACACCUCGGAGCUGCCCCCCUCCGGGAAGGAGGGCCCUGGCACCUCCCGGCCUCUUGCAGUCUCCGCGGGGCUGAACACCGCUAUGUCAAUCACCGCUGCGGAGGGCCCGAGCACCUCUGUGUCGCCCACUGCUCCUAAGGGCUCAAAGGCCUCCGAGCAUCUCGAUGUCUCUGAAGGGCUGAACAUCUCCGAGCAGCCCCACUCCGAUGAGGGCCCUGGUGUGCAGCCCACCCUGGUUGAGGGCCUGGGAACCUCGGUGCCGCCCACCUUCUCCGAGGAAUCGGGCAUUUCCGCACCGCUUCCCUCUGACGAGGGCCCGAGCACCUCUGUGUCGCCCACCAUCUCGGAGGGACCGGGCAUCAACAUGCCCUCCCCCGCUUGUGAGGUCCCAAGCACUUCGGUGCCGCCCACUGUCUCUGAUGGACUGGCCAUCAACCUGCCGCCCACCUCUGCUGAGGGCCCGAGCAUCUCCGAGCUGCUCUCGGCUUCGGAGGAUUCCGACAUCUCCGUGUCGCCCCCCUCCGCGGAGGGCCUGAGCAUCUCUAUGCCGCCCCCCUCCGGUGAGGUCCAGAGCACCUGGGUGCCGCCCACCAUCUUGGAGGGAGCUAGAGUCAAAGUGCCGCCCACCUCCAAAAAGGGACUGCGCACCUUGGUGCGGCCCGCUGCCCGCGAGAGCCCGAGCGCCUGCGCUGAGGGCCGGGGCACAUCCCUGCGAUCCAUUUCUGCUGAGCGCUUCAGCAUCUCGGUGGCGUCCUGCGCUGCGGAGGGAUCCGCCACCUGCGGGCUGCUUCCCUGCGACGAGGGCCCUAGCACCUCCGGGCUGCUUCCCUGCGGCGAGGGCCCCAGCACCUCUGGGCUGCACACCCUGGGGAAAGGGCCGUGCACCUCGCAGAGGCCCCUCGCUGCCGAGGGCGCUAGCGCUUCCGGAGUGUCCACUGCGGCUGACAGCCCUGAGGCUGAGCUGAGCUGCGGUGCUUCUGCCGGGGUGAACUUAUGCAAAUACACCUCCCUUGCUCUGGAAAAGGCCUCUGCUCCCUCUGUACGCCCGAAGCGUUCGGAAGGCCCCUUGGAAUUCCAGGUCCUGAGAGACAGUGAGAAUUCCAACUCCAUUACCAUUAUGGGCCUUGGCACCGCCCACGUUGCCCUUACUCUGAAGCCUCAGGAUCCUAUGGAGCAAAACGUAGCAGAAUUGCUGCAGUUUCUGCUGGUGAAGGAUCAGACCAAGUACCCCAUUAAGGAAUCGGAAAUGAGGCAGUUCAUUGUUAAAGAAUACCGCAACCAGUUCCCUGAGAUCCUCAGGCGGGCAGCAGCCCACCUGGAGUGCAUUUUUAGGUUUGAACUGAAGGAGCUAGAUCCCGAGGAGCACACCUACAUCCUGCUCAACAAACUGGGACCUGUGCCCUUUGAAGGGUUGGAAGACAUCCCCAAUGGGCCAAAGAUGGGCCUCCUGAUGAUGAUCCUGGGACAGAUAUUCCUAAAUGGCAACCAAGCCAGGGAAGCUGAUAUUUGGGAGAUGCUCUGGAGGUUUGGGGUGCAGCGUGAAAGAAGGCUUUCGGUUUUUGGCAACCCGAAGAGGCUUCUGUCUGUUGAGUUCGUGUGGCAGCGUUACUUGGACUACAGGCCGAUAACUGACUGUGUACCAGUAGAGUAUGAAUUUUACUGGGGCCCACGAUCCCACCUCGAGACCACCAAGAUGAAAAUCCUGAAGUUCAUGGCAAAGAUCUAUAACAAAGAUCCUAUGGACUGGCCAGCGCAGUACAAUGAAGCUCUGGAAGAAGAUGCUGUCCGAGAUGUUGCUGAUGGGUGGCGCCCUGUUCCUCACUUUAGGAGGCCCUUUUUUGAGGAAGUUUCUCCAGAGCUCCUGGCUCCAGAUUCAGAUGCUCCUGGCUGUCCUGCAAAAUAUUCUCCUCAUUCAUGGCCCGAGUCAAGAUUAGAGAGCAAGUCAAGGAAGUUGGUCCAGUUAUUUCUGCUGAUGGAUUCAACUAAGCUGCCUAUACCAAAGAAAGGAAUUCUGUAUUACAUUGGUCGAGAGUGUAGCAAAGUGUUCCCUGACCUCCUGAAUCGGGCUGCUCGCACCCUAAACCAUGUGUACGGCACAGAGCUAGUGGUCCUUGAUCCCAGGAACCACUCUUACACCCUGUACAACCGAAGAGAAAUGGAAGAUACUGAAGAGAUUAUGGACAGUCCAAACAGGCCCGGCAACAACUUCUUAAUGCAGGUUCUGAGCUUCAUCUUUAUAAUGGGCAACCAUGCGAGGGAGUCUGCAGUCUGGGCCUUUCUGAGGGGCUUGGGAGUUCAAAAUGGAAGAAAGCAUGUGAUCACCUGUAGGUAUUUGAGCCAGCGAUACAUAGACAGUUUGCGGGUUCCUGACAGUGAUCCAGUGCAAUAUGAUUUUGUGUGGGGUCCUAGAGCCCGCUUGGAAACCUCCAAGAUGAAAGCCCUGCGGUAUGUGGCCCGAAUCCACAGGAAGGAGCCACAGGACUGGCCAGAGCAGUACAGGGAGGCCCUGGAAGAUGAGGCCAAUAGAGCUGAAGCCGGACACCGGCCCUUGGUUGUUCGCAACUUGCGAUAGAUGACUGUGUGGAAGUCAGCGAGGCCUUGUGUGGCAGGGCCUAGAGCCCUGGUUCUCAUGUAUUGGGGUUGGGGGGGUUACGUAUUGUAUUUGAUAUUUGUGUUCCAGUUCCAUAUAUGUGUUUUCAUAUUUAGUUCUUGUUUGGUAUCUUGAAGUUUCAAUUGUUUUAAUAAUAUUGUCCAGUGAUAUAAAUGUGAUUGACUACUUGCUGUCUCUGUUGUACUUUGGUAUAAGAGUUUUGAUAGUGUUAUACAACGUUUUGGGACUCUUUCCAUCUUGUUGCAUUGUCAAAAUGAUAAUAUAUAGCAUAUAGCUAUAGAUACAGGCUUUUCCUUGAAAGCUUUAAAAAAAACAUCAUUAAAGUGACCUAGCUUCAGAUGUUAAACAAACAAAUAUACAACAACUGACAAAGCACUAAGUUGUGGCUGGCUUCCCUUUCCAUCUGCUAUUGUGUGAAGAAUACUAAUGUCUACCUGUAUUUGCUUUGCUGUGCUAAAAUGUAUUGAAAAAUAAAGGUGUAAUAAAGCAAACAAUGUUGAUGCAC